UAAACCAACUCUCUACACAAAAUCAAAUCGAAAGAGAAAGAAAAGAAUAAAUCACAAUACAGAGCAACCAGAAGAAGAAGAAGAGGGAGGUUGAAGAAAAUGGCGAACUUGCUCACUUCACGUACACUUCUUCUUGCGGUUUCUUCUAUGAUUAUGAUCUUCAUGAUGAACCCAUUGUCCACCGUCGUUGCCAGCGGGGAUCACCAGCUCAAUCUGGGGUGGCUACCCACCGCCGGAUCAUCGUUGGUGGGCGAAGAGGGCGAGUUCGAAAUGGACUCAGAGAUCAACCGGCGCAUUUUAGCCACCAGCAACUACAUCAGCUACGGUGCGCUGCAGAGGAAUACUGUGCCCUGCUCACGGCGCGGCGCCUCCUACUACAACUGCCAAAAUGGCGGCCAGGCUAACCCUUACAGCCGUGGCUGCAGCUCCAUUUCACGGUGCAGGAGUUGAGUUUCUUGUUUUUUUAAAAUUUUUUUUUUUUUGGGGGGUUUUUAUGAAAUGGGGUUGUGAUUGUUAUACUUGGAAGAUGGAAGGGCCUUUAUGUUAUUGGAAAAAAAAAAUAUUGGUAUCAUUGUGUAAUAUUAUGAUUAUAUUUGGAUGUCUGAUGUAAAAGAUAUUAAUUCUGAUUUUUCUUUUUCUUUUU
Molecule: messenger RNA, 643 nt
Organism: Pistacia vera
Lineage: Eukaryota; Viridiplantae; Streptophyta; Magnoliopsida; Sapindales; Anacardiaceae
Product: protein RALF-like 33
Exons: 1
Coding region: 100-450 (116 amino acids)
Source: RefSeq, a predicted model, not a curated record